GAAGGAUUUGAAAAUGUGGACGAUGCAUUGUCGCACAUGAAGGAGAUCUUCUCAUCCACAAAGUUUGCCGUAAAUAUUCCGAUGAUAUUUUUCCAACAUCAGCUCUACAGCUUGAUCAGCAACAGGACCAUCGUCGACAAGGAGAUUAACAAAUUGAGAUCAGACUUCAAGAUUCGAGUUUUGAAGUUGACGAGCACAUCAAACGAAUACAACAUUCUGUUCAUGGAUGAUUAUGUUGCAUACGUUACAAGAUGCUACCAAGAUACUGAGAAUUCUGAACUUGUUGAACGAUUUAUUGAGAAGAUAGUGAUGGGGGAAGCUGGUACGAGCGUCAAGAAAGAAAGGUUCAUUCAGAGUGGAUUCAAUGAGAAGGAGAUCUUGAAGCUUGUCAGUCUGUCCCUGUUAGCAAUAAGAGAUGUUGGUGAUUGGUGGAUCACCUUCCCUAAAGCCGGUUUGUUUCUUAAGACCCUCUCGAAAGGACGCAAGUACAUCCUGUCCAUGGUGAGGAAGACCAGGCACAAGGAAAUACUACUCAACGAGCUGGAGAAGAGACCAUUCCUGAGAUCGGCCUGCCUCGGCUUCAUGUACCACUUGUACGAUAUCAUUGGGGCUGAUCUGGUUCAGUGGUUCGUCUCGUCCCAGUUUUGUUUCCUCUUUCUUUUAUUUUCCGUUUUUAAGAAUUAUCAAAUAAAGCUUCCUUUUGAUUUGUCCCAAAUUGUCGGAAAUGUAUUUCGCUUCACAGACAUAUAUAUUUGUUGUAAUUUUCAUUUCAGCAUCACAACUACAACUAGCCUUCUACUUAGAAUUAGAUAA
Molecule: messenger RNA, 813 nt
Organism: Helobdella robusta
Lineage: Eukaryota; Metazoa; Annelida; Clitellata; Rhynchobdellida; Glossiphoniidae
Exons: 6
Biological process (GO): protein phosphorylation; positive regulation of Ras protein signal transduction
Molecular function (GO): protein serine/threonine kinase activity
Source: RefSeq, a predicted model, not a curated record